AUGGAGAGGACAUCAAGAUUGUUACAAAAACUGCGAUCCAGACGAUCUGUAUUUCGUUCACAAAUGCAAAGGCUGAAGACUACAACGAUUGUUCUAAAUAUAACUUUAAUAUUCUUUAGUCUAUCAAUCUUAGUGGUUGUUUUAUCUGCUAUCACCUAUCCACUUUGGUUGAAAAUGUUCAUUGCAUUACAAAAGAUUACAAUAAGCUAUGCAAUAAUAAUCUGGAAUGUACUGUUCUGUAUUGCAUCGAUCUCCCUAGGAGUAAUUGGAAUAUUUGCUAUUCAUCGUAAAGCAACAUUGAUUUUAGGCCUACAGAUAUUCGCCCUAGUAUUCUUAGCAGUAUUGGAAAGCGGUAUUCUAUACACUAUACUAGCUCAGUGGUUGAGGCAUUUGGAGGUUGGUAUAACAUUUGCAGUGCAAAUGUUUCAACCCGGAUCGGAAACUGAAACAGUCAUGGCUAACAUACAAGAAGCUCUUCAUUGCUGUGGCAGAGGAUCUUACGGCGAUUAUGGAGUUGCUAAUGAAGCUAUACCUAAACACUAUGUCCCAUAUUCCUGUUGUGAUUUACAAACCUAUACAAGUGAACAUUGUAAUAAUGCGUCAAAGCUACCAAAAAGUAAAGUUGCUUCUAGCCAAUCACUUGAAACGAAUAAACUUAUUUAUGUUAUUCCAAAUGAAUUGGCCUAUAAAGAAGGCUGUGUAAAUCGUUUACAGAAUGUGUUCUUACCAAUAGUGAUUGGUUGUUUCUGUCUUCUAAUAUUUAUUAAUAUUUUGGUAACAUUGAUCAGUUGUUUUUAUGUACAAAAAGCUGCAGACGAAGAGGAAAUAGAACACAAUUGGCUUGAUUCAAAUGAUUUUAUUAAGGAAACAACAGAAGCCUUCUGUCUUCGACAACGGAAACCGACAGAAAUACCACAUCACGUUACAGACUCAAAUUUUUCGGAUUUAUGCGUUUUUCAAAGACAACUGUCACGCAGACGAACUAGUUCCUUACAGUCAAAUGAAUAA
Molecule: messenger RNA, 1008 nt
Organism: Heterobilharzia americana
Lineage: Eukaryota; Metazoa; Platyhelminthes; Trematoda; Strigeidida; Schistosomatidae
Source: the annotation of a GenBank genome assembly